Messenger RNA from Microthlaspi erraticum, 594 nucleotides. The record is from the annotation of a GenBank genome assembly. NCBI's taxonomy places the organism in Eukaryota, Viridiplantae, Streptophyta, Magnoliopsida, Brassicales, Brassicaceae.
AUGGCCAUGCUCUCCGUAGGAGGAGCUUCUGCCUCUAAUGGGGAUAAUAAGAAUCCUAGUGAUCUAGUCCGGAUCACGUUGAACAGGAAACCUAUGAUUUUACUCCAGUUGACUCCUCAUGUUUCUCAGGAGAUUAAGCUAAAUGUGAGAGGAGGAGGUUGUGGAAACACAACAAAAUGGCGUAGCUCAAGUAGGAGGAUUGUGGAUGUGUCGUCUGAUGGGGUUAUCCAGGGAAAGAGUCCUGGAAUAGCCACUGUGAAGGCUGUUUCGACUUGUGAUCCUCAGAGUUUUGAUGAGAUUUAUGUCAAAGUUUUCGCAAGUGACGAGGAGGAUGUGUGCUAUGACAUGGAUGACAUGGAGCCACCAAUCUAUAGAUCGGUGGCAUGCAUGAACAGGAUGAUCGUAUUCAACGGUUUCUUUACUUAUAUCCUUGUCCAAGGAAUCCUUUGUUCUUGUAGACGUCUUGGCUAUAUAAAGACUCAUGUAUAUACUCAGUGUUCUAGAAGGCAUAGAAGGCAUCGAUCCAUGCGCCCGUUUAUCAUAAACGUAGAGGCGCUAGACCGUGAUAGAUUACUAGUACGUAUGCAGAGUUAG